Molecule: messenger RNA, 1693 nt
Organism: Plutella xylostella (diamondback moth)
Lineage: Eukaryota; Metazoa; Arthropoda; Insecta; Lepidoptera; Plutellidae
Source: RefSeq, a predicted model, not a curated record
UUCUUUCAUUCUUUUAUUUAUUAUUAUUGUAGGUACUUAGAUAAUUUGAGUAGUAGUAACCGGUAGGAUCUGGUUCUUGUCGGCCAGGAUCACAGUUUAUUCGUACGUAUUCGUAAUACUUAGUUGAAUUUCAUAAUGGCCUGGCCAUUAUGGAAAACAACGUGUAAUGCCCAUUAUUAAAAUGAUCGUCGAUAAGUGACUAGCACUGAGGGUGUUUUUUUAAAUAUGGUGCAGAUUUCAUCAAGCAUGCGGUCGUACGCCAUUUUCCCACGUCCGCGUUGGUUUUACAAGGCCAUGCCUCGGCUGCCCAGUAUGCCCAGCCACGACGACGCCGCCGGUGGUGCCGCCGCCGCCGGGUGGCCAGCCAGCAACGGCGCCGCCGUUAGUGCCCCCGCCGCCACAGCCCCGUUUACCACACAGAUAUCAGUACCGGUAUGUUCCGGUGCCGGCACGGGCGCCGCACCCCCCGUGGCCGCCGCCGCCAUAUGCGGUGCCGCUGCCGGCGCCGUAUGCGCCGUGGCCGACCACGGAGGUGGCGCCGCCGUUCGCCGCGGCUUGUUCGUAGAGAGCCCGCGGUGGUGGCAAGGGCCGCUCGUGGCGUGGUCGGGGCGCGGCGGGCGCCAUGGCCGCGGGGCGGGGCGGGGGGGGGCUCGCUCGCAGUCGUGGGCGCAGUCGCGGCCGCGGCACCUUUGGUCGGUAGGUUUACUUAACCUUUCCUAUGCUGAGAACCGCGCACACAUAUAUCAGUACCGGUAUGUUCCGGUGGCACCGGCGCGUACCCCCCGUGGCCGCCGCCGCCAUGUGCGGUGCCGCUGCCGGCGCCGUAUGCGCCGUGGCCGACCACGGAGGUGGCGCCGCCGUUCGCCGCGGCUUGUUCGUAGAGAGCCCGCGGUGGUGGCAAGGGCCGCUCGUGGCGUGGUCGGGGCGCGGCGGGCGCCAUGGCCGCGGGGCGGGGCGGGGGGGGGGGGCUCGCUCGCGGUCGUGGGCGCAGUCGCGGCCGCGGCACCUUUGGUCGUAACGAAGAUUCGUGCACGGCCCCGGCAUCACCGGUGCAGUCGCCGCCGCCGCAGCUGCCCGGGCUCAUGCCUCCGGCUGCCCAGUGUGCCCAGCCACGACGACGCCGCCGGUGGUGCCGCCGCCGCCGGGUGGCCAGCCAGCAACGGCGCCGCCGUUAGUGCCCCCGCCGCCCCAGCCCCAACCACACAGAUAUCAGUACCGCUACACUAUGGCUACACGGAUCCGCCUGCGCCGCAGCCGGCCAUUCCGCCUCAGCCGCCGCAGCCGGCAGCCGCAGCCGCUCCGAUAAUAUGUGUAAGUUUGAAAAUUCGUUAUUUUAAAACAAUUACGUAAAUGUAUUAAAAUAACGUAUUUUCAAAUAAUUGCGGCGCUCGCGGUCGGGGGCGCAGUCGCGGCCGCGGCACCUUUGGUCGGUGGGUUUACUUAACCUUUACUAUGCCGAGCAGCCGCGCACGUUACGUUAUUAUUAUUAUUUUAUCUUUUUUCUUUAUAAGUAUUAUUAUAGCUCUUCAGCACAAAAUAUGUUUUAGUAUUGAUUUUAUUGAUUAUUUAUGAAUUGUUAAAUCGCUUAUUUUUUUUUUAUAAUCUAAUUUAUUUUAUAAGCCAUACAUCUUAAGAUUAAGUCGGCUAAAUCGCUUAUUUUAUUUAAUAGAAUAAAUAAAAGCUUGUUACUGCA